AUUUUGAGACCUAAGUAUGGGGACGUUCUUAUUUUCUAGAGUGGGGGGAUAUUUUGGUAGUUGCCUUUAAGCUGUAACGGGUUCUAGUCUCAUGUCGCAAGCGAACCGAAUUGGCUCCGACCGUUUUGAGGUAGAAAAACACAAGAGAUAGUGUCCCUGACUCUUGAGCUAAUGGUUAUAGGGCCUAUUAUUCUUAAGCCUCAUAAGUGACCGAAGUAGACGACUGUUACAUUUCUUCGGUUACCAUAAUUUUUUUUGACCUACAGAUUGAAUGACUUAUACUAGUCUUGUAGUUUUUCAUGUUGCAAUAAAAGUAUUAAUUUUGUUUCUAGAAUUUCUGAUGAACAGUUUAAUUUCAAACCUGUUUCAGCAAACAACUUCCACAAAUUUUCGUUAUGGAACGUCUGGGUUUCGUGACCGUGCUGAGAAGUUGCUGCCAAUUGUGCCUAGAGUCGGUUUUGUCACCGUAUUGCGCUGUGCUAAGUUAAUUGAAGAUUUAAAACUCAGCAAAUCAUGCGGGUUGAUGAUUACAGCUAGUCACAAUCCAGUAAAAGACAAUGGGCUCAAAAUUGUUGACCAUACUGGAUCGAUGUUGCCAGUUGAAUGGGAAGUUAUUUGUACCAAUAUUGUAAAUGCUGGUUCUGAAGGUCAACUCAGAGUGCUUGUCGGUGAUUUGUUCUGCAAUUUAAAUGAAGACUUCAACUUUGAGGAAAUAAAAAUAUUCGUUGGAAUGGAUACGAGGCCAUCUAGUCUUGAUUUCAAAAACAGUUUAUUAUCCAUUUUUAGUAUUCUCAGAAUAAAUAUUAUCGACUUGGGAUUAGUGACUACUCCGCAAUUGCACUUUGCGGUCUUACAUAGCAACACUGUGUCUUCAGAUCUGACAAAAGAAUCUAAAUUUUAUUUGGAUAAUUACUACAACCAAUUUUCCAGUGCCUUCAAUAAAUUUGCUGAAAAAUUGCCUCUUCGGUCAAUUGAAGAAUGUACAGUUGAUGUAGCUAAUGGCGUAGGUGGCGUUGCUUUGACCGAAGUGGCCUCAAAACUUAAAGAUAAAUUGAGUGUCACUAUCAGAAAUAACGGAGACGGUGUGCUGAAUGAAGGCUGUGGAGCCGAUUUUGUGAUUACGAAUCAGAAAGCGCCUUUCGAGCUGGAAAAGAAUAAAUGCUACUGCUCACUCGACGGAGAUGCAGAUCGAAUUGUGUUUUACAGUUGUGAUGCUGAAGAUUCUUUCCUUCUUUUGGAUGGUGAUCGCAUCACGUGUCUAUUGGUUCAUACAAUACAGAAUCUCAUGCUGAAAACAGAAUUAUCGGAUCGGUUCCACAUAACUGCAGUUCAAACUGCCUAUGCAAAUGGAGCAUCAACAGACUAUCUUCAGAAAACGCUCAAAGUCAAGGUCUUGUGUACGUCAACAGGGGUGAAGCAUCUUCACAGAGCAGCGGAAGAAUCGUCCGAUAUUGGAGUCUAUUUUGAAUCGAAUGGCCACGGGACUGUGAUUUUUUCAAGAGCGUUCAAAGAUUUCAUUCAACAAAAUGAGAAAACUUCACCUGAUUUCGAACUUCUUCAACUUCUGAUCGACAUGACAAAUUCUGCAAUAGGCGAUGCUUUGACAGACCUGUUACUGGUUGUAUCUUGCCUGAAUUAUCUCGAAUGGGGUUUGAAAGAGUGGAGUGGAAUUUAUCAAGAGUGGUUGUCGAAAUUAACGAAGGCGAAAGUUAAAGACAGAUAUUUAUUGAAGGUUACAAAUGCAGACCGAACGAUAGUUGAACCGGAAGGCAUGCAAUCUGAACUGAACAAAUUAAUUGAAAGUGUGAACGAGCGAUCUUCUAAACCGGAAGUGAAAGCGAGAUGUUUCAUCAGACCUUCAGGCACUGAAGAUAUAGUCAGGAUUUACGCUGAGGCAUCGAGUGAAAGUGAUUUAAAUGAGAUUAUAAUUGGGGCAGAGAAUUUGAUUAUGAAGUACUUGGAGUGAAUGGUGGUUUAUACGUAACGGGCAGUUAAAUUUUUAAAAUGAGCAGUGAAUAAAA
This is a messenger RNA of Symsagittifera roscoffensis, 2021 nucleotides long. RefSeq lists its product as uncharacterized. Gene Ontology annotation, biological process: carbohydrate metabolic process; UDP-N-acetylglucosamine biosynthetic process. Lineage: Eukaryota; Metazoa; Xenacoelomorpha; Acoela; Convolutidae. The record is from RefSeq and is a predicted model, not a curated record. The transcript has 6 exons. Gene Ontology annotation, molecular function: phosphoacetylglucosamine mutase activity; magnesium ion binding. Bases 272 to 1966 code for a protein of 564 amino acids.